Molecule: messenger RNA, 303 nt
Organism: Closterium sp. NIES-67
Lineage: Eukaryota; Viridiplantae; Streptophyta; Zygnematophyceae; Desmidiales; Closteriaceae
Source: the annotation of a GenBank genome assembly
UUGCUGCUUCUCUCAUGCUGGAUCGGGAGCUGUCCAUGCUGCGGUUGAGCGAGAAUGAACCUGUGCAGCCCCUACUGGACAAGAUGAGGGAACUCUACGCGAAAUUGGCGAUUGCAGGCAUCACGUACCCUGAGCAGACUAAGUAGUACAACAGCCAGAUGGAGAAUCACACAUGGGACCUGGUGUACUUGCCAAAUGGGAAGAAGGCGAUACAGUGCAAGUGGCUGGCAAAAAUCAAGACGGAUGAGAAAUGAGAGCCAUCAGUUUACAAGAGCAGGCUGGUGGCAAAGGGGUUUCAGCAGA